Molecule: messenger RNA, 915 nt
Organism: Hibiscus syriacus
Lineage: Eukaryota; Viridiplantae; Streptophyta; Magnoliopsida; Malvales; Malvaceae
Product: dnaJ homolog subfamily C member 28-like
Exons: 3
Coding region: 33-734 (233 amino acids)
Source: RefSeq, a predicted model, not a curated record
UUCCAAUCGGACCAUCUGGGCUUCAAUCAUCCAUGACCACUCGGCUAGCGAGAAAGCUGCCUUCACCGUUGUCGGUAUUUUCUUCAUCUCCGAUUACCAAAUUGACGGAUGGAAUCUUAUCAUCGUUGAUGAGCCAUGGCGGAUCCGGUUUCAGGUGGGCCUCCUCUUUGUCUUCGUCAUCGACAGCCACGACGUGUUCAAAUUCUUCAUCAUCUAAGCGGGAGAAGAAGAUAUCUGACCGUCUAUCAGCCGUUAUAGACGCCGUCAACGACCGGAAACUUCCUCCCGAGCUACGUGGCCAACGCAACAACGUCAGGUCGGAAACCGAUAUCAUCAAUGUAGUUGAGCAAAGAAUAUGGCAUUCAAUGGAAGAGGGCCAGUUCGAGAAUUUACCAGGAAAAGGCAAACCUCUUAACCUCAACACAAAUCCUCAUGCAGAUCCAGCAGAAGACACCCUAUAUAGGAUUCUCUCGAAGAAUGGAUGCACGCCCGAGUGGGUAGAACUUAACAAGGAGAUCAGGGGCCAAGUAUCCGAAUGGCGAGUUGCCUUGGAGAAAGCAUGGACAAGCAAAUGCAACGGAGAUGAUGAAAAAUGGGCCGAGCGUUGUGAAUCAUUAAAGAUGCAAUUACGUGACAUUAACAAUAAGGUUUUCCGGUAUAAUUUGAUAGUUCCUUUCGGCCGUCAGAUGUUCGGACUGAAAUGGGAAAAAGAAGUGGCUCGCCUAGAAGAAUAAGUAGUCUUAAACUCCUAGCCAUGUCAGAACCAGAAGAAUAUAAGUCUCAUAUUCGUAUUCAACCAAGUUUACAUUUUGAUUUGAGCUAAUUGAUUGAAUGAUGAAAGAAUCAACCAAAUGGUCAUUGAAGCUAUACUGUUUAAUUACACAAAUGUAGGGGUGGUUUGGAUAAGGUUGUAAU